Messenger RNA from Cordyceps fumosorosea ARSEF 2679, 510 nucleotides. RefSeq names its product Ctr copper transporter family protein. Gene Ontology annotation, molecular function: copper ion transmembrane transporter activity. Gene Ontology annotation, biological process: copper ion transmembrane transport. Lineage: Eukaryota; Fungi; Ascomycota; Sordariomycetes; Hypocreales; Cordycipitaceae. The record is from RefSeq and is a predicted model, not a curated record. The transcript is spliced from 4 exons. Bases 1 to 510 code for a protein of 169 amino acids. Gene Ontology annotation, cellular component: membrane.
AUGGACCACUCGCAGAUGGACCACUCCGGCCACAUGGGCCACGGCGGCGAUGGGAUGGAUGACAUGUGCAGUAUGAGCAUGCUCUUCACCUGGGACACCACGAACCUCUGCAUCGUCUUCAAGCAGUGGCACAUUCGCUCCACCCCGGGGCUCAUCGCCUCCCUCAUCGCUGUCGUGCUCAUCGCCAUGGGCUACGAAGGCCUGCGCGCUACCUGUCGCGUCUAUGAAAGAAAACCAUCUCUGCCUCCGCGAAAAGACGCACAUGAAGAAACCGUUACUGAGACCACACCGUUUCUCCGACCAGGACAAAACCGCGACCACCUCACCCGCCACAGCCAUCUCAUCAAGUCUCUCCUCUACGGCUUUCAAAACUUUUACGCCUUUAUGCUCAUGCUCGUUUUCAUGACUUACAACGGCUGGGUCAUGGUGGCCGUUUCUCUCGGCGCCUUUCUCGGCUAUUAUGUGUUCGGAAACCAUACUUCGGCCACCAAAGAAACUGCUUGUCAUUAA